Messenger RNA from Schistocerca piceifrons (Central American locust), 474 nucleotides. Its product is annotated as juvenile hormone acid O-methyltransferase-like. Bases 1 to 474 code for a protein of 157 amino acids. The record is from RefSeq and is a predicted model, not a curated record. The transcript is spliced from 4 exons. Lineage: Eukaryota; Metazoa; Arthropoda; Insecta; Orthoptera; Acrididae.
AUGCUGGAGUUCUGCAGGCAGCACAACGCGCUGCCGGGCACCAUCACGUACGAGCAACUGGACGUGGUUCAGCCCGACCUGGAGAACUCCGCCGUGUGGCAGUACGCGCCCUUCGGCAAGGUGUUCUGUCUGCUGCUGCUGCAUUGGGUGCCCGACAACAGGCGCGCUGUCCAGAACAUUCACAAGCUGUUGGUGCCUGGAGGAGAGGCUGUCUUCAGCAUAAUAGCUAACAUGGUGUUUUACACAGCGUUUGAAGAAAUGGCGAAAGACUCGCGUUGGGCGCGGUACAUGCAGGACGUGGAGGAGUUCGUUUCUCCGUACCAGCACAGUGAGGACCCAGUGAGCGACUUCCGCCAGCUGCUGCAGAGCGUGGGCUACCAGGUGCUGCACUGCGACGUAGCGCCGCAGGUGCUCUUCUUCCCGAGUGAGAUGCAGCGCAGAGUCGUCGUCAUCGUGCCUAAUCGAGGACCCUGA